AUGAGAUCGAUAAGAAAGUGGGCAUACGAAACAUUCAAUGAUGAAAAGAUCAUAAAAUUCGUGGUAAUGGCCACACCACAUGAUUUACUAGCAAAUUCAGAGUAUAUUAGAAUGGCGGACCAGUAUGUACAAGUUCCAGGUGGUACGAAUAAUAAUAAUUAUGCCAAUAUAGAUUUGAUAUUGGAGGUAGCUCAGCAAACAAAUGUGGAUGCGGUUUGGGCUGGGUGGGGACAUGCCUCCGAGAACCCGUAUUUGCCUGAGCUACUGGCUAGUUCACAAAGGAAAAUAGUGUUCAUUGGUCCUCCUGGACACGCAAUGAGAUCUCUAGGCGACAAAAUUUCUUCCACUAUUAUAGCUCAAAGCGCUAAAAUCCCGUGUAUUCCUUGGUCCGGUUCACGUUUAGACACUAUUCAAAUUGACAACCAAACCAGAUACGUAUCUGUUCCAGAUGACGUGUAUAUGAAGGGAUGUUGCUCCUCACCUGAGGAUGCUUUGCAAAAGGCUAAAUUAAUAGGAUUUCCUGUAAUGAUUAAGGCAUCUGAAGGUGGUGGAGGCAAAGGCAUAAGACAAGUGGACAAGGAGGAUGAUUUUAUUGCAUAUUAUCGCCAAGCUGUUAAUGAGACUCCCGGGUCACCAAUGUUUGUUAUGAAAGUUGUCACAGAUGCGCGUCAUCUAGAAGUGCAAUUGUUAGCUGAUCAAUAUGGAACUAACGUUACAUUGUUUGGGAGAGAUUGUUCUAUACAAAGACGGCAUCAAAAAGUUAUAGAAGAGGCACCCGUGACCAUAACCAAGCCUGAAACUUUUCGUAGGAUGGAACGUGCUGCAAUUCGUUUAGGUGAAUUGGUUGGUUAUGUUUCUGCGGGCACUGUUGAAUAUUUAUAUUCACCAAAAGAUGAUAAAUUUUAUUUUUUAGAAUUGAACCCAAGAUUACAAGUAGAGCAUCCAACCACUGAAAUGAUCUCUGGUGUAAAUAUUCCUGCCGCACAACUGCAAAUUGCUAUGGGGAUUCCUAUGCACAGGAUAAGUGAUAUCAGGAAACUUUAUGGUUUAAAUCCAAUGGAAACAUCUUGGGUUGACUUCAAAAAUUUAAGAAGACCUUCACCUAAGGGACAUUGUAUUUCAUGUAGAAUUACUUCUGAAGAUCCUAAUGAAGGUUUCAAACCAUCAACUGGGAAGCUCCAUGAGCUUAAUUUUCGUUCUUCUUCCAACGUUUGGGGUUAUUUUUCCGUAGGAAAUAAUGGUGCCAUUCAUUCAUUUUCAGAUUCUCAAUUCGGCCAUAUAUUCGCAAUAGGAAAUGAUAGACAGGAUGCAAGGCAGAACAUGAUUUUAGCUCUAAAAGAUUUUUCCAUUAGAGGAGAAUUCAAAACACCUGUGGAAUAUUUGGUUGAGUUAUUGGAGACUCAGGACUUCGAUAGCAACAACAUAUCAACUGGUUGGUUGGAUAGUAUAAUUCUGAGAGGUCUGUCCCCAGGUAACAAAUUAGAUCAUAUGCUUGCUGUUAUUUGUGGAGCAGCGAUGAAAGCAUACAAUUUCAUAGAAGAAAUAAGGAAUAAGUACUUGCAAUUAUUACGGAGAGGCCAAGUUCCGUCUAAAGAUUUGCUGAAGACAAAGUUUCCUAUUGACUUUAUUUUCAAUAACAACAAGUAUUUGUUCAUUGUUACACAAUCAUCUAAAGAGCAAUUUACACUCUCUAUUAAUAAUUCCCAAUGUGAAGUUAAUAUUCAAAAACUAUCCAGCGACUGUCUAUUGAUAUCCGUUGACGGUAAAUGUCACACAGUUUAUUGGAAGGAUGAUAUUGGAGGUACAAGACUUUCUGUAGAUUCGAAUACUAUAUUUUUGGAAACCGAACUCAACCCUACUCGUAUGAUCUCUCCAACUCCAGGAAAACUGAUGAAAUAUCUGGUUUCAAGUGGUGACCACGUCUCAACUGGACAGCAGUAUGCCGAAAUAGAAAUCAUGAAAAUGCAGAUGCCUUUAAUAGCGAAGACUGAUGGUAUCAUUGAAUUGUUAAGACAGCCUGGUUCCGUUAUUGACGCUGGCGAUGUUGUAGCCAAAUUAACUCUGGAUGCACCUUCCAAAGUCAACGAAUCAUUUUUGUACCAUGGAGAGUUACCUGCUUUAGGUCCACCGUUGAUAGAAGGUAGCCGACCAGUCCAUAAACUCAAAACCUUAACACGUAGGUUAGAAAAUAUUCUCAUGGGAUAUAAUGAAAACGUCGCGAUAGAAAUAACUUUAAAGGAGUUGAUAAAAACCUUAAGAGAUUACAGGCUUCCUUAUUCAGAAUGGGGAUCUCAAAUCUCGGCAGUACGUAAUAGAUUACCAAGACAAUUGAAUGAAGAACUAGAAAAUUUAGUUGAAAAAUCUGCUUCUUUUCCUGCUAAGGAACUGCACAACUUGAUGACCCACUACAUGGAAGAAAGUAUGGGUGACCAAGUCCUUUAUGCUGCCUUGAAACCGCUUCUUGAAAUUAGUGAAAGAUAUUGUGACGGUUUGAUUAACCAUGAAUGUGAAGUUUUUUUGAGGUUAAUCAACAGUUACCAUGCUGUUGAGAAAAUUUUUGAAAAUAAUGAUGUGGAUGAAGAAAGAAAUUUACUCGAUCUGCGAAGAAAAGAUUUAGGAAAUCCAAAAGAUGUUAUGAGUAUAAGUUUAUCGCAUGCUAAUGUAUCUGGAAAGAAUAAGUUGGUCAUUUCAAUUUUGCACGAAUAUGAGCCCUUAUGUCAAGAUUUAUCUAAAGUGUCAUUGAAAUUCAGGACUCUUUUACAUAAUUUAGCAACCUUAGAAUCCAAGUGGACGAAAGAAGUUGCUAUAAAGGCAAGAUCAAUGCUACUUAAAGGAUCUUUGCCUCCUAUAGAAAAGAGAAAAGAUUACAUUGAAGCUCUCCUGCAAAUGCAUAUACACGAAUUAGGUGGCGAAAAGUCCCAUAACAAGGAAAUAUAUAAAUGCAUGGAGGAUUUUGAUAAUUUGAUGCAUUCAAAUUUGGUACAAUUGCAGGAUUUAUUCUUUUUUUUUGGCCAUCAUAAUGUUCUUUUUUCUAGUAUUGCGUCGGAGAUUUAUGUAAAGUGUGCUUAUAGCCGCAGUCAUUUGGAAGGUAUCAAUAAUCACAAGGAAAACCCUAACAUACUAAUGUCUUGGCAAUUCGGCUCCUCAACAAGUGUUUUGCUCAAAUCUUUUAGCGACAGUGAUGACGUUAAAGGAUCUCCUGAAUCCACUCAAUCCGGUGAGAGUUUACCGAAGAAUUUCGUCUUUCUUGUUAAUAUGACUGACCUAAACUGUUUGGAAAAGUCGUUGGAUGAUGUAUGUGAAGUGGCUCAUACCCCUGGAAAGAGACUGGCUAACGUUCAGCUCUCCCUUAUUAUAAAUGUUUUAUCUUCUGUUCGAUACAAAAAUGAGGAGGAUCUAAUUAAAAUUCUGAGAAUUAAACUUCAUGAAAAUGAGAAGCGCUUAACUGAACUGAGGAUUAAUCGUAUCACGUUCGCAUUUACGGUGGGGAAUAUGCCAUUUACCAAAUUCUAUUCGUUUAAUGGGACUACGUAUGAUGAAAUUUCUCAAAUAAGAAACUUGGAUCCAUCCCACGAAGUACCGUUAGAGCUAGGGAAAAUGUCGAACUAUAAAAUCAGAUCUCUGUCCACAUACGGUCAUAAUGUAUGCAUUUUCGAGGGUAUUAGCAAAAUUUCGCCGCUGGAUAAAAGGUUCUUUAUAAGAAAGGUUAUAGACUCUUUCAGAUAUGAUCACCAGAAAACAAGCCGGGGAAACUUGCAAACAGAAAUCGAUACCCAGGUUGCUUAUAUGUUGGAGCAUUUAGAGUCAGUUGAUACCUCAAAUUCUGACUUGAAUCAUAUGUUUCUAAAUUUCAACGCUUAUUUCAUCGUGUCAGUACAUCAUUUCGAAGAUAUUGUAGAAAGAGUUUUGAAAACACAUGAAAUUAAGUUGUUUCAAGAAAGAGUCACAGAUAUAGAAAUUCGUAUCUUCAUCGAGUGUCCAGAAACCAAGAGCCCAGCCCCAGUUAGGUUGCUUAUUUCCAAUAAAUCAGGAUAUGUGAUGAAAAUUGAAGCAUAUUAUGAAGUGAUGGGGAAAAAUGGUAAUCUGGUGCUAGAACCGUGUAGUAAACAUGGGCAUUACAGUCGGAAGCCUGUCUUGUUGCCCUAUGCGGUGAAGGAUUCAUUACAACCUAAGAGAUAUAAAGCUCAAUUCAUGGGUACAACGUACGUGUACGACUAUCCAGAUCUGUUUCGUCAAGCGGCAAUUCAACAGUGGAAAAGAUAUUUCCCUAAACAUAGACUAAAGGAAGGAUUUUUUAGCUGGGUUGAAUUGAUAGAGCUAAAUGGAGAACUGAUCAAGGUAAACAGAGAACCUGGUCUUAAUAAUGUAGGAAUGGUUGCAUUUGAGGUAAUGGUUCAGACACCUGAAUAUCCGAAUGGACGUAAUAUGAUUGUGAUUUCAAAUGAUAUUACUUACAAUAUCGGAUCUUUUGGACCAAAGGAAGACCUCUUCUUUGAAAAAGUCACAAAUUAUGCAAGGGAGAAGGGGAUCCCGAGGAUAUAUUUAGCGGCCAAUUCAGGUGCUAAGCUUGGUAUAGCCGAAGAAUUGAUCCCAUUGUUUCGCGUAGCAUGGAAUGAUCCCUCUGAUCCAACAAAGGGUUUCCGAUAUUUAUACUUAGCUCCAAAAGACAUGCAGCUUCUGAAAGAUUCCGGGAAAGAAAACUCUGUCGUUGUCGAACACAGGAUGGUAUAUGGUGAAGAGAGAUAUAUCAUUAAAACAAUAGUCGGGUUUGAGGAAGGUCUAGGUGUUGAGUGCUUGCAGGGCUCGGGUUUGAUCGCCGGUGCCACUUCGAAAGCGUACAAAGACAUUUUUACUAUUACAGCGGUUACUUGUAGGUCAGUUGGUAUAGGAUCCUAUCUAGUUAGACUAGGACAACGGACUAUUCAGGUUGAGGGUAAGCCUAUCAUAUUAACAGGAGCAUCAGCGAUUAAUAAAGUUUUGGGAACAGAUGUCUAUACAUCCAAUCUACAAAUAGGUGGUACACAGAUCAUGUACAAAAACGGGAUAGCCCAUUUAACUGCUAGUAAUGAUAUGAAAGCCAUCGAGCAAGUAAUGACAUGGUUAUCAUAUGUCCCUGCGAAAAGAGAUAUGACUCCUCCAUUGCUCGAAACUAUGGAUAGAUGGGAUAGGGAUGUCGACUUCAAACCUGAAAAACAAGUGCCGUAUGAGGCAAGGUGGCUAAUAGAGGGUAAACUGGGUUCAGAUGAUGACUUUCAAUGUGGUCUAUUUGAUAAAGGUUCAUUUUUUGAGACAUUAUCUGGAUGGGCCAAAGGUGUGAUUGUGGGAAGAGCACGUCUUGGAGGUAUUCCCGUGGGUGUGAUUGCAGUCGAAACUAAGACUAUCGAAGAAAUAAUCCCCGCUGAUCCAGCUAACUUGAAUUCAUCUGAAUUUUUAGUCAAAGAAGCGGGGCAAGUUUGGUAUCCAAACUCUGCAUUCAAAACAGCACAAAGUAUAAAUGACUUUAACUAUGGUGAGCAAUUACCGUUGAUUAUUUUAGCCAACUGGAGGGGUUUUUCUGGUGGUCAAAGGGAUAUGUAUAAUGAAGUACUGAAGUAUGGCUCCUUUAUUGUUGAUGCUCUUGUUGAUUACAAACAGCCUAUAUUAAUAUACAUCCCUCCCUUUGGUGAACUAAGGGGAGGAUCAUGGGUUGUAGUAGAUCCCACCAUUAAUCCGGAACAAAUGGAAAUGUAUGCUGAUGUUGAAUCUAGGGGGGGCGUCUUAGAACCUGAUGGAGUAGUUAGUAUAAAAUAUCGUAAGGAAAAAAUGAUAGAGACAAUGAUUCGAUUAGAUUCCACAUAUGGGCAUUUAAGAAGAACGUUGACCGAAAAAAAGCUGUCUUUGGAGAAACAGAAUGAUCUUACCAAGAGAUUAAAAGUAAGAGAGAGACAGUUGAUGCCAAUUUAUAAUCAAAUUAGUAUACAAUUUGCAGAUUUGCAUGAUAGAUCUACUAGGAUGUUAAUCAAAGGGGUAAUUCGAAAGGAACUAGAAUGGAAAAAGUCACGUAGGUUUUUGUAUUGGAGAUUGAGGAGGAGAAUGAAUGAGGCACGAGUGAUUAAAGUAUUACAACAAAAAACAUGUGACAAAAAAAUGAAAAUGAAGCAUGGUGACUUGUUGAAAAUGGUUCAAUCAUGGUAUAGUGGCCUGGAUGUAAAUGAUGACAGAGCAGUAGCAGAAUUUAUAGAAAGAAAUUCGAAAAAAAUCGACAAGAACAUUGAAGAGUUUGAAAUCUCGCUGUUUAUCGAUGAACUCAAGAGGAAAUUUGAGGAUAAGAGCGGAAACAUUGUCCUUGAAGAGUUAACUAAGUUGGUGGACAGUAGAAGAAAAAGAUGA
This is a messenger RNA of Saccharomyces mikatae IFO 1815, 6369 nucleotides long. It is a transcript of the gene HFA1, whose product is annotated as acetyl-CoA carboxylase HFA1. Gene Ontology annotation, biological process: fatty acid biosynthetic process. The coding region runs from base 1 to 6369 and encodes 2122 amino acids. Lineage: Eukaryota; Fungi; Ascomycota; Saccharomycetes; Saccharomycetales; Saccharomycetaceae. Gene Ontology annotation, molecular function: acetyl-CoA carboxylase activity; metal ion binding; ATP binding. The transcript has a single exon. The record is from RefSeq and is a predicted model, not a curated record.